Molecule: messenger RNA, 690 nt
Organism: Caenorhabditis angaria
Lineage: Eukaryota; Metazoa; Nematoda; Chromadorea; Rhabditida; Rhabditidae
Source: the annotation of a GenBank genome assembly
AUGAGACCAUUGACAGAAGAAGAGACUUCAUUGGUAUUUGCCAAACUUGCAUCUUUCAUUGGAGAUAAUGUUUCAAUGCUCAUCGACAGAAACGAUGGAGAUUACUGUUUUAGAAAUCAUAAGGUUAGAAUAUUUAUCCGUAAUCUCAAUGACAAUUAUAUUUUUUAGGAACGUGUUUAUUACUGUUCCGAGAAUCUGAUGAGACAAGCUGCGUGUAUUGCUCGUGAACCACUUUUGUCAUUCGGAACAUGUCUUGGAAAAUUCACCAAAACCAAGAAAUUCCAUUUACAAAUUACUGCACUUGAUUAUUUGGCACCGUAUGCAAAGGUUAGUAUUUUUCUAUUUAUUUAUCCAAACAAAAAAUAAUUGUGAAUUUUUUCCAGUACAAGGUUUGGCUGAAACCAAAUGCUGAGCAACAGUUUUUGUAUGGAAACAAUAUUUUGAAAUCUGGAAUUGGUAGAAUGACUGAAGGCACACCAACACAUGCUGGAAUUGUUGUAUAUUCGAUGACUGAUGUACCACUCGGGUAAGACUUUUUUUUUAAUGUUUCAAAAAUAAUUUUUUUUUUGAAGAUUUGGAGUUUCUGCUAAAGGAACAGCUGACAGUAAAAGAGCAGAUCCAACCGCUCUCGUCGUUUUGCAUCAAUGUGAUUUGGGAGAAUAUCUGAGAAACGAAGCCCAUCUUAAUUAA